AUGGCGGACAGCCAGCCGUCGCAGACAACGUCGCAACAGCCGCAGUCGUCGCAACCCCAGCUACAGACACAAAAGGUGUCGGACAUUAUUCGUAGCUUCCGUCCUGGCAGGGCGUUCAAUCGGCAAAAAGAAAGCUCCCACUAUGUAACCUCUCUUGAUUUCGACGACCAGGGUGAGCACCUGGUAGCGUCCGGUGAUGAUGAAACGAUCCAGAUCUUCGAUAUCAAGGAAGGCAAGAUGACCAAGUCGGUGCCCAGCAAGAAAUACGGUGCCCACCUGGCCAGAUUUACACACCAUGCCCGCCAGGUUCUUCAUGCUAGCACCAAAGUCGACGACUCCUUACGAUUGCUUGAUCUCCACAAUGAGGGAUACGUACGUUACUUCUCAGGUCACACAGAUAAGGUGACGUCUCUGGCCGUGUCACCUGGCAGCGACUCAUUCAUCUCCUGCUCGAAAGACGACAGCAUUGCGGUCUGGGACCUGGGCUCGAGAAACAUGCAAGGAAGACUGAAGCUUGCGACCCCGUAUCUCGUGGCAUUCGACCCCUCCGCCUCUGUCAUUGCGGUCGCAACCCAGUCUACGUCCUCGAUCCUCCUCUACGACUUCCGCAAUUACGAUAAGGCUCCAUUCUCGACAUUCGACAUUGCUCCAUACGAGGAGAAAUACACCCCAUCCACUCGCGGAAGAGCCUGGACGCGCCUUGAAUUCUCCAACGACGGGAAACAUCUGCUCAUUGGAACCGAUUACCAUGGUCAUUUCAUCCUCGACGCAUUCGAGGGCACCCUCAAAGCUUUUCUCGUCGGCAAAAACGGAUCGCCUGGAAGAGCGGCUCCGGUUUCGACCACAGGCAAGCCUCUGGGACAGGGCGACGUGUGCUUCUCUCCUGACGGUCGCUUUGUAUUUGGCGGCUCAGGCGAUCAUCAUGACGUUCUCGUUUGGGACACGCAGCAGACUCCCGAUGCCAACGGCCUGUUGCAGCCAGCAAACAAACUACCUAGCCGCGGCCGGACCGCUGUGAUUGAGUACAACCCUAGAUACAACUUCUUUGCCUCUGCCGACAAAGAAAUUUGCUUUUGGCUUCCGGAUAGCACGUACCAGCCGUCCGAGAAGUAA
This is a messenger RNA of Aspergillus steynii IBT 23096, 1113 nucleotides long. RefSeq names its product WD-repeat containing protein SWD2. Gene Ontology annotation, molecular function: protein binding; chromatin binding. Lineage: Eukaryota; Fungi; Ascomycota; Eurotiomycetes; Eurotiales; Aspergillaceae. The coding region runs from base 1 to 1113 and encodes 370 amino acids. The record is from RefSeq and is a predicted model, not a curated record. Gene Ontology annotation, cellular component: Set1C/COMPASS complex. The transcript is spliced from 3 exons.